AUGGUCAGCAAAGACUUCCUUCACCUAUCCAAUACCACCCACGCUCGAGAUUGGUGGAACGGUGAGGCGCACACUCGCGACCUGCAGCUCCAGCAUCACAACGCCGUGACCCAAAUCCACCACACCCGCCAAGGCUACUUCUUCACUAUAUGGCUGGACAGCUUUGUAGAGAUACUUAGGCUGCUCCCUAUGCGAGCCCAUCGCAAGAAGUACAACGACUUCCUUGCUCGACGCGUCCUCGAGGACUUCUUGCCACAGGAGCUGUGUGCUGAUGUCGCGGACUUACUCAAGCCGGAGACAAAGCAGGGUAGGGGAUCGUCCGAGUCAUGGAAAUUGUGGGAGGAGAUUGAGGCUCGACUCGGCAUUCGCUGUGCUGGUAUCGGCAAGGAGAUAGGGCCGCUAUGUGAUUGGUCCCACUGGGAAGAAAUUGUCUUUAUUGAGAUAUUGCUCCCCCGCAACGAUCGCCCGGAACCAGUCUCCUGCGUUGGCCGGUUCAGUAAGGGUGAGCACUGGUACUGGUCAUAUGGUCUCCUGCCCACAGUUUUGGACCACGACAUCAUUCCGACUGAGAAAUCCUGCGAUUGCUCUCUGUGCAAAACUGAGACUGAUGAGGAAUGGACUCGACAAGUGGACAACGCUGCCACACCAGAAGACCCUGGACUUGCCGUAUUGCCAUUCUCACAGCCUGAGACUAUGGUACAACAACUCCACAAACCCCUCCGAAGUGUUGAAGAUAGCAGUGCGGCCACGGGGAAGUUCAAGAAAAUUCUUCCAAAACUGGAGGAGAUUGGACUAGACCUGACGUACGACUAUGUCGACAUUUUCAAGAUGAAGGACUUGAAUAAGUACAAACCGUGGAUCAUGGAGAUCAGCGCAGUCUUCCAGCACGGUCCCACCGAAGAGAUUGAGCGGAUCAAUACGUAUUCGGAGAAGAUGAAAGCUUAA
Mytilinidion resinicola is the source of this 945-nucleotide messenger RNA. RefSeq lists its product as uncharacterized. Bases 1 to 945 code for a protein of 314 amino acids. The transcript has 3 exons. NCBI's taxonomy places the organism in Eukaryota, Fungi, Ascomycota, Dothideomycetes, Mytilinidiales, Mytilinidiaceae. The record is from RefSeq and is a predicted model, not a curated record.